ACGCAUUCGUCGCUCGGACGCCGGGAAACCACGAGCCGUUUUCCUCCGCGCCGCGCCGAACUUUUCGGACGCAUUCGAUUUUUAAACUUACCGGACUUUUAAAAUAAGAGUUCGAUUUUUAAACUGUGAAGUGAGUGAUGUUUGUGAAUCGGUUGUGAUUGUUUUUUUUUUAUUGACAUUUAGUGACCAUCAAUCAAGCUCGGACAAUUGAAGCGGACUGCGAACAGCACUUAACAUGUCCGACUAGACCAUUCAGACAUCCGAAGGAUGACAAGAGUAGAGUGAACUUAACAAGAAGGACACUACGCUGUUACCGAUGAACGACCUAAACUACAACGCCGGGAUGAGUUCCUACCAGUUCGUGAACUCCCUAGCCUCGUGCUACGGGAACCAGGCGCCGGGGCGCACGGGCACGCCGGUGGACCAGCCCGGGCACCCGGGCCUGCCGACCCCGGGAGCGGAUUACUACAAUCCAACCGCGGCGGCCUCAGCCUACCCGAACGCCUGCUACUCUCCUCCACAAGUCGGCCACCACUACCCUCAACACCCGUACGCCGCGCCGGCCGCGGGCGCGCACAUGCAGCCACAGACCAUGAUAGACUACACGCAACUACAUCCACAAAGACUUGGAAACACAGCCAGUCAUAUGCAUCAGCAUUCAAACCCGAGCCCUGGGGCACUGUCACCGAAUUUGAUAUCCAAUCCUCCCAGCCAAGCGGGCGGUGCUAGUUGUAAAUUCGCUGAUACCACGUCCACUACAGGCGUCGCAUCGCCACAAGAUCUCUCCACAUCAUCAGGCCCCGGCAGAACUUCGCCCGGCUUUAGCGUACAGGGUGGAACUGGGUCUAAGCUGGGUCUGACGACACCCAUCGCUUCUCCAGUGGAACACAAAGCGAACGUGAACCAGAACAUUUCGAGUCCGGCUUCCAGUACGUCCAGCAACGAAAGCAAUGAGGCUAACAACUCUAGUUCUAAUAAUACGAAGAAUUCUAAAUCUGCCAACGCGUCGGCGAAUCCUCCACAAAUUUAUCCUUGGAUGAAACGGGUGCAUCUAGGACAAAGUACGGUGAAUGCCAACGGCGAGACGAAACGUCAGAGGACGUCGUACACGCGGUAUCAGACGCUAGAGCUGGAGAAGGAGUUCCACUUCAACCGGUACCUGACGCGGAGGAGACGGAUCGAGAUCGCGCACGCGCUCUGCCUCACGGAGCGCCAGAUCAAGAUCUGGUUCCAGAACCGGCGAAUGAAGUGGAAGAAGGAGCACAAGAUGGCGUCCAUGAACAUAGUGCCGUACCAUAUGAAUCCCUACGGCCACCCCUACCAGUUCGACCUUCACCCGAGUCAGUUUGCGCAUCUCUCCGCAUAGGAUCAGUGGAAUUUUUCGAACAGCGGAUAACUGAUUUAUUAAGGUAAACAGUCGGCCGUGGUACCGCGGGGUUGCUUGUAGCAUCGAGAGGCCGCCGGCGUCUGAGAUGCUACAGCGACCAGACUGGGUCAGUUAUUCGCUGCUCGAAAAAUUUCCACCUGAUAGCCUAAUUUUGUUAAAUUGUUGAUUGUGACGUUAUAAGUGACGCUAAAAAGUGGUGUGUGUUUCAAGAUACGUUAAGAAGGAUUGCAGUGAUAAAAUUAUGUGCAUACAAAGAUCUUUAAGUGUAGAACUACCUAAAUAAUUCGAUUGAUCGACGGAUAUCAUAAGUACCUGGCAGACGUAAAUAUUUACCUGCUAGUUUAUUUUAUUUGUAUUGAACU
Messenger RNA from Cydia splendana, 1749 nucleotides. RefSeq names its product homeotic protein Sex combs reduced-like (gene Scr). Gene Ontology annotation, biological process: anterior/posterior pattern specification; positive regulation of transcription by RNA polymerase II. The transcript has 3 exons. Gene Ontology annotation, molecular function: DNA-binding transcription factor activity, RNA polymerase II-specific; RNA polymerase II cis-regulatory region sequence-specific DNA binding. The coding region runs from base 317 to 1366 and encodes 349 amino acids. NCBI's taxonomy places the organism in Eukaryota, Metazoa, Arthropoda, Insecta, Lepidoptera, Tortricidae. Gene Ontology annotation, cellular component: nucleoplasm; nucleus. The record is from RefSeq and is a predicted model, not a curated record.